CCCUUAUCAAGCCGACCGAAGAUGGCUGGUUGCUCCUGCAGUACAGCUGUUGACCGACCCCUCUCCUCCUCGGCAGUCAGUCUGUGCCGGUGUGCGGGUCAGUGAAGUGCUUCCUCCUCGAAGGUAGUCCUGCAAUCUUUGUCAGUCAUGGUCGCUGUAAGUCAAGAACGGAUAAGUCAGAACAACGAAGAGGUUGGGAUUAGUUCCUGGGGAGCGUUUUAUCAAACGGAAGGGAACAGGUGGGACACCCCGGGACAGCUGGCGCAGACCGCAGUACCGAGAACUCAGGUAGGGAAGACACAGGUAGAAGAUGGGGCGCCUCCAAGUCAGGUAGUGGGUGAGUCAGAGGACCGUUCCGAGGACAGUGGUGUAUGCUCCCCAUGCAGCUAUACAAGCUCACCUUCCAGGCCUAGGUACUGCAACCCACAACUGAGCUACAUGGACAGAGUUGUCAUGGAGGUGCUAGAGACUGAAGCAGUAUACGUCAACGAUCUCAAACAAGUGAUACAUGGAUACUUAGAACAAUUAUCAAACAGUGAAGAUAGCCCCGUAUCGGAGGAUCAAUUAGAGGAUUUAUUUGGAAAUUUGAGGCAAAUUUAUUCAUUCAACAGUACCUUCCUCAAAGAGCUCCAGGAAUGUGGACUUGAUCCGGUGAGGAUAGCAAGGGUGUUUGUCAAGAACAACUCCGGCUUUUCAGUAUACACCGAUUACUGCACUAACUACCCAAGGGCAGUAGAAGUGCUGACGAGGUUGAUGUGCCAGGAGAGGGUCGUGCAGGUGUUCAGGCAGAGGCAGGCAGCUCUGGAGCACACUCUUCCGCUCGGCUCUUACCUACUCAAGCCAAACAUGGUGAAGAAUUGCAUCGGAGAUAGUGAAGGUUACGGAGAUAUAGUUGAUGCAUUGUCAACAAUGACAGGCAUAGCGCACCAUAUCAACGACAUGAAGAGGAAACAUGAGCACGCUGUGCGUGUACAAGAAAUACAGAGUCUUCUCCUUGGUUGGCAGGGUGAGGAUUUAACAAGGUAUGGUGAGCUGUGCGCUGAAGGUACCUUCAGGAUGUCAGGGGCUAAAGCGUUAAGGCAUGCUUUCCUUUUUGACAACAUGCUUUUAAUCACAAAGAAGAAGGAGGAAGGCAUUCUUCAAUACAAAGCCCACAUAAUGUGUUCAAAUCUGAUGCUGAUAGAAAGCAUCCCUGGAGAACCUUUUUGUUUCCAUGUCAUACCUUUUAAUAAUCCAAGGCAUCAACAUACAUUACAGAAGCGGGAGUGGACUCUACAGUUAAAGAGAGUAAUACUGGAGAACUACAAUGCUGUGAUACCUAGUCAUGCAAGACAGCUCGUAAUGGAGCUUGGCCAGAACAGAACUGACGAUGUGCCAUCUCUGGAAAAGAAUACACCGAAGAGGAUCCACUCCAUUCCAGAGUACCUAGAACGACGGAAGCAGGAACGAAGGAAGAAUUCUGAACAACCAUUUGGUUCCCAUCUAUUUCGUGGUCAGGUUAGGCAGCGGAGAGAAAAUAAAACGCAAUCAGAGGGUAGCCAAAUAGCGACCACCGAAAAUAAAGUGGAUACGGGUGGAUCCGAAGCUGAAGAAGUUUGCUACCCUGCUGAAAAUCAAAGUCAGGUAGAACACACUGAACCUGACCCUGGAGGCUGUACGGAAACCCAAACAGAAAAUGAUCAACCGAAAGAAGAAAGAAAGAAGAGCUUGGAGGAGAUAGUGAGUCAACUUCUCAUGCAGAAUAAAGAGUUUCAAAGAGUAUUACAAAAACAGCGCCAUAUUACUAGCAGGCGAGCUAGGGUAGAGACUAGUGAUGAAGAAGAUGAGGGGCUGUCAAGGUCUUCAGGAAGCCUUCAGAGAGUGGAAGGGGACUAUGACAAUUUGUGGCAGCUCAAGCGAACACGCUCGUUUGUUAACCAACCUCAGAGUUCCCCUGAAUUAUCACUUUCUGGUAGUCAGAUAUCAGUGGAUGGACCAACAUCACCAGCAGUCUGGCUCAAGCAACAGCGUCAACACCUUGCAUCUACCCCUACAUCAACAAAGGCUGGAUCUCUUCCGAGAGGUUUUCAAUUGGGCACUCCUGAUUGGCACAAAGCCAGAAUAUCACCAGAUAGGCCAUUUACAAUAGCUUCUGAUAAAGCUCAGGAAUUGAAUCUUGAGGAUAUGGAACGCUACGUAGAAAGCCAGCAUUCUAUUGCCCGACACAGGUUCCCAUUGCCUGAUGAUACAGAGGACGAUAGCACACCUGAUACCAGCACCCAUGAUCUAUUGCACCCAGAGCAUAAGAUCUACAAGACCAGUCUUACAAAAGCUACCAUAAAACAAGUCAUAUCAACAGUUAGUAACAAAUUAGCAAGCUUACGUCUUAGCUCAGAGACCCUAGAUCAAAUAGAGACUGAGCACCGUGCUAGUAAGAUCAGGCAAGCGUUCACCAAAACAUUUAGGCAGAAAAAGCAAGAAGAAAGAGGUCUGCCAACUUAUAAGCAGGGUAGUUCAGCCCUCGGAGCUAGAAUAGCACACGGUUCUGAAACAUCAGAUUAUGCUGACCCUAGAACGCUCUUCCCCAACAUCACUAGUUCCAAGAAGGCAGCCUCCCUCCUAGGCAUAAGGCCCUAUUCUGUUUUCUCUCUAGCUUCAGAACUGGAGACUCCCAAAUCAGCAAGUAACAAGCAGAAUGAGGAAGAAAGUAACUGUUCUAGAUUGAAGCAAGAUGAGACAGUCGAGAGUGAUGGGUCAGCUGACAGCUAUUAUGAAAGAUCCUUUGAAGCCAUUGAGUCGACAAUGCUCGGGGAUGUUUGUAGAGAUUCAGCAAUUUUUAGUGAUCCUGAAGAAGUCCUGGAGCAAUAUAUUCCAAAAAGCCUUAGCAACAAAAAGAUUCCACCACCUGUACCUGACAAACCACCCAAUCUAAGGGCAUCAUACUUUCAGAUGAGCUGUACAAAGUCUCUUCCCCAAAUUAGUUCAACGAGGGAAAGUGAUGUAGAGUCGAAAUUGGAUGAUGAUUAUGAUUCUUGUUCAAUCGCUUCAACUGUCAUAGAAAAUACCAGUUUGUCGAAAGGUUGGGUUAGACAUGUCAUCUGUAAAAUACAAGGAGAACAGUCUUCAUUUUGAUGUCUUCCAACUUAGACAAUAUGUUUCGAUAAAUCAUUAUGUAUAACUAUGUAUUAUAAUAAUGUAUAUAAUUACCAUUAUCUAUAUCAUUAAUUGUAAUUUAUCAGGGACAAGACAAUAUUUAAUAUUAUUUAUGAUAUUUAGUUAUUUAUAGACAUUCGUAUUUCCUUGUUUCAAUAUUUUUUCAUUUUUAUAUGUACAUAUUACUUCAUUGUAAAUUUAUUGUCUUUGAGAGUGAGUAGUAGAUUCCUUUUUCAAGUGCAAAUAAAUUGUUAAACAAUUAACUGUAUUUUAUUAUCAUACACAAGCCUAUAUCACUAACCUAUAUAAAUUAUUUACCAUGAAUUUAAUAAUAUGUAAAAUUGAUGAAGACAUUUCAGUCUGUAUUAUGUAGUAAAGCAAAUAUAUUUUUUGUAUUACCUUACAUAUCUGUAUACCAGAGUAAUCUAUUGCACACCCCAAUUUGAUUAUUUUGAUUUUAUUAUCGUAUUUGCAAUAUUCUCGCAAUAUUUCCAGGAGUAGCAUAUCGUAAAUAAGUUAUGAUGUAAUAAAAAGUAGAGCAGUUCAAAUAUAAAGAUUAACCACCAUCCGUAACAAACGAUACAAUUAGAUCUGAAACUUUGCUCUCUGUUCAAACUUUUGAAAAGGUUGCUUACAAUAGCUUAUCUCUGAGGUACAGAUAUAUGAAUUGAAAUAGUUUACUUCAACAACUUAUUCAGUUAAUAAUUGGAGUGAGAAAUACUUUAUUUCUCGUUAAAUACAUCAGUGAUAGUUACUUGACUAAUAAUCACAGGUUAUAGAUAAAUAUAACUUUUUUUCUUCUUAA
This is a messenger RNA of Nezara viridula (southern green stink bug), 3937 nucleotides long. NCBI's taxonomy places the organism in Eukaryota, Metazoa, Arthropoda, Insecta, Hemiptera, Pentatomidae. The record is from the annotation of a GenBank genome assembly.